Molecule: messenger RNA, 897 nt
Organism: Synchiropus splendidus (mandarinfish)
Lineage: Eukaryota; Metazoa; Chordata; Actinopteri; Syngnathiformes; Callionymidae
Gene: rsl24d1
Product: ribosomal L24 domain containing 1
Exons: 6
Coding region: 73-564 (163 amino acids)
Biological process (GO): ribosomal large subunit biogenesis
Cellular component (GO): nucleolus
Source: RefSeq, a predicted model, not a curated record
AAGAAUAAGUACUGUCGGUGGAGCGGUCUUGUUGUCGUCCGUCGCAGGGGCAGUAGCGUGACUGCUGCCAGGAUGCGUAUCGAAAAAUGUUAUUUCUGCUCCGCGCCGGUGUAUCCCGGACACGGAAUGAUGUUUGUACGGAAUGAUUGUAAGACAUUCAGAUUCUGCAGAUCAAAGUGCCAUAAGAACUUCAAGAAGAAGCGCAACCCAAGAAAGACCAGAUGGACCAAAGCCUUCAGAAAGGCCUCAGGAAAGGAGUUGACAGUGGAUAAUUCUUUGGAGUUUGAGAAACGCAGAAACAUACCAGUUAAAUACAACAGGGAACUGUGGGACAAGACAGUUGAAGCAAUGAAGAGAGUUGAAGAAAUUAAACAGAAACGACAGGCAAGAUUCAUUAUGAACAGACUGAAGAAGGGCAAACAGCUGGAGAAGGAGGAGGCAAUCAACGAAGUGAAGAAGAAUAUUCACCUCAUCAAAGCACCGCAUGCAGACAAACCCAAACAGAUGGAAGACAAAAUGGUGCAACAAUUGCAACAAGAUGUGGACAUGGAUGAUGACCUAUAGUCAAACUGGGAUCUGGGAUUAAACUUGUACUAUACUCUUUGGAUUGAAACUCUUGGUUUAGUUGUCGGAGGCCAGAGCCUUGGAUCCUGUCGAUAUUUACCACACAGUGUGUGUGGUACGGACUGGAGGCUGUUCUGGAUUUGUUACUUAAUGGCUCCAGUGAUGCUAAAGAAAAGUAAUAAUCAGACUCAUCACCUCUAAAGAAUCUGCUUUUUGUACAUCUUGUUCACUUAACUUUCUGUAGUGGCCCUUUGAGAAGAUAUUCCAGGUGAUGUAGUGCAUCCCUUGUAUGUAUGUAUGUUUUGAAGUGAGCAACUAAAUAAACUCAAAGCA